This is a messenger RNA of Equus quagga, 5204 nucleotides long. It is a transcript of the gene EIF5A2, whose product is annotated as eukaryotic translation initiation factor 5A2. The transcript is spliced from 5 exons. The coding region runs from base 157 to 618 and encodes 153 amino acids. The record is from RefSeq and is a predicted model, not a curated record. Gene Ontology annotation, molecular function: ribosome binding; translation elongation factor activity; RNA binding. Lineage: Eukaryota; Metazoa; Chordata; Mammalia; Perissodactyla; Equidae. Gene Ontology annotation, biological process: positive regulation of translational termination; positive regulation of translational elongation.
GAAAGUGUGGCGGCCCCGCCCCGUCUCUUGGAACUGCCGCGGCCGCCACCGCCGCUGCCGCCGCAGCUGGAGGAAACCGGUGAGGGUGCGCAGGCGAAAGGCGCUCUUUCCCGGCUAGGAGUUUCCUUGGAAAAGCUACCAUCUCCCCAGCCCACCAUGGCGGAUGAAAUUGAUUUCACUUCUGGAGAUGCUGGGGCUUCCAGCACUUACCCUAUGCAGUGCUCGGCCCUGCGCAAAAACGGCUUCGUGGUGCUCAAAGGACGACCGUGCAAAAUAGUGGAGAUGUCAACUUCCAAAACUGGAAAGCACGGUCAUGCCAAGGUUCACCUUGUUGGAAUUGAUAUUUUCACGGGCAAAAAAUAUGAAGAUAUUUGCCCUUCUACUCACAACAUGGAUGUCCCAAAUAUUAAGAGAAAUGAUUAUCAACUGAUAUGCAUUCAGGAUGGUUACCUGUCCCUGCUGACAGAAACCGGUGAAGUCCGUGAGGAUCUGAAGCUGCCGGAGGGUGACCUAGGUAAAGAAAUAGAAGGAAAAUACAACGCAGGUGAAGAUGUACAGGUGUCUGUCAUGUGUGCAAUGAGUGAAGAAUAUGCUGUAGCCAUAAAGCCCUGCAAAUAAAUGGGAACAUCAGGCGUGAGCAAACUUGAGGUCUGGAUCAACUGCAGAUCUGAAGUUUGGUUCUAAGUUGUCACCAAAGCUAUGGCCUUCAUAAGCAACCUCAUUUCUUUUUUAAUUGUUCUGAAAUUGUGCUGAGUUAAUUUUGCAGGCAAUUAGUAAUUUAGAAAAAUAAUCAAGAUGUAUAAUUCUUUUUUUUAAUUUUGUAGGUGUCUUUCCUAUAACAUUCCUGUGGUUUUCAGUAUUUGAGUCCAAAAAAACAGAUAAGAUAGCUUCAGCAGAUGUGAUUUGUCUGAGCAAAUCAUUCCUGAAUUUUAAAAGAUAAAUAAACCAGGGUUUUAAAUCAAGCGAUGUAGCAUCUAGUGGUAUUGAAGUACCACAUUUAAGUUGAAUCGCUCCACAUUAAUUUCAGACUUGGGAGUUUAUGGAUUGGAAUUGUCACAGUUUCAGCCUGUGUGUGGUCAGCACAAAUCUUGAAACAAAAAUCAUGUUGUCAAAAAGUGUCAGUGAUCGUGGUAGCCAUGUGCAGCCACCUGUAUUACCUCAGCUGUGCUGUUCUUGGACACAUCGCUGGCAGCCUUACUGUAAUGUUGUGUAUCGUGAUUUUGGCACCUGCUUGUGGUUGAUGGAGAGGCCUUGAACUGUUGGGUGACUGUUAGCAAGUCAGACUGCAAAGAAUAGAUAAGGGACAGUGGCAAAGGGAGUUGAUUAAAGCUAUAGGUUUUUAUUUGAGGCCUUUGUAAUCAGCGUAAAAGUGGAACGUUUCUUUCUAAUUGUGUUUUUGCUUUUACUUUUGUUCUCUCUCUUUCUCUCUCUGUAUUUAAAGGAGUGACCUGCUUUACAGGAUACUAUGCAGUGCUUUUUAUCAAUUAUGUUGAAUAAAUGUUGGUAUUUAUAGUAGUCACACCUUUUCAACCAUUUUUAAGUAGAUAAUUUUGAUGUUCAAGUAUUUAUUUGUCAGAAAAAAACUGGAAAUCCUAACUUUAAAUUGAUUUGGAACAUUUGUUAAAUUUAUGUACAUUUUUUAUAACGUGAAAUGAAAGUCAAUCAUGGAAGAAAAGUUACUUUAUGUGAUAAUUAUUAUUUUACUUAUUUUAAGAAGUAUAUGUAUUUUUUAUCUGAUUGUCAUGUACUUAAUUCAGUUACUGGUGUGAGAUAUAACCAAGAAAGAAUUCUAAAAACUGAAUUGUUUUAAACAGUGUUAUAGGUGACAUUUCUGCCACAUUUCUGUUUAGUCUUUUGGAUCAUAUAUAGCUUAUUUCCAGAAUUCUAGACAUUAUCACAGGGUUUGUGAGGACCUUUGACUAAAUAACAAUCAUUAUAUUGGAAUGAAACUUAGAACAUAAUCACUAUUUCAGUAAUACCUUUGUUCUCUAAGACUGAUUAUAAGACCACUCCCAUCAUGCCUUGACUUCUGAAAGGCCUUUGUUCCUAUCAUCUAUGAUACUGUAACUGAUCUGAUCAGUGACUGGAAAUGGCAUUAGGAACAGAAGAUCCCAAAGUUUUAGUUACUUAAUUUGUGCACAUUUUUGGAUUUUGUAUUGGCCUCAGCAAACCCAUUUGGAGAAGAAGCAAGAUACUUUAAGAGAAAUGCAACUCGAAUUCUAAAGCACAAGAAAUAUUGAGGUUGUAAUUAAUCAUUGUUAGUGUAACGUUUUAGCUUUUGCCCAUCUAAAGCACAAUUAGGAAUUAGGCUAAAUUCUUUCCAGUAUUCCAUUUAAGUAUCUACUGCAUACUGCUCUAGAUUUUUAGUACUCUGUAAAGUGUAUCUUACUUGUUACUGGUUGGCAUUGUUACCCACAGGAAUUAUAGAAAGUUAUCAAUCUAUGCUGCUUGCUGGUCGAUCAUAUGACCGCAUUUAACCAUACUAGUGUUCUGGUUUAGUAUUAAUUCUGGAUUAGCAUGCCUUUGUUCUUCCUGACUUUGUCAAACUUCACAUAGAUACAUUUUCAAUUGUGAGGUAAGCAUAUAUAAAUCAUAAUAAUGCAUCUCUUCAUACUUUGAAUAGCAAAAACUAUUUAUGCAUAAAUAUGUCAUUUUAAGUACUAUAAUGAAGUGUAAAUAUUCUUCUGAUGUAUAAUUAUAAGUAUAGAUUUUAAAGAUACAGGACUGUUUAUUUUCACAUAAGUCAAUACAUGUUUCUCUAGAACAAAUAUUUCAUUUCGUAAAGCUUUAUAAAUUGUAUUAAAAGGAAGCAGGAAAACAUAUUUUUUAACAUAGAACAGAAGUGACUUCAUUCUUUUUUGACAUCAGAAAUGUUAAAAGUUGAUUCCUAGUAUUUGUUGUACUUUUUUGUAGCAAAUGUUAAAUGUCACAAGUUACCAUGUAUAGAAUGUAGACUGUCACGUUGAUAGAUUAUACAGUGAUGUACCAUUUUUGUCAGCAGGCAUUUCACCAAUUUAUAUACAAUACUGUAUUAACAAGUGGAAUAUUUGUUGCUUUCUAGAACAACAUUUUAUUUCUACUGUGAAGACUUUCUUAUACCUUACUUCCUACAAAGUUGUAUACCCUCUGAAAUUGAUCAAAUCGUUGCUGCUUUGACUUAGCAUUUGCAUCAUAAACAUAGUUAUGAUAUUUCUUUCAUGCUCCCCUCCAAGGGCUGUCAGUCACUUGAAAUUGUUGCUAACCAAGCUCUUGAAUCCGUUUCCAUUUAUGGUACAAAAUUCUGUACCAGUGCUUUAUUACAGUUACCAAAACUCUCCUGCAGCCAGAGCAUGAUAUCUUUGAGAUGCUGCAAUAAAAUGUUUAGGCUAGAAAAUUUGGGGACACAGUUUUUCAUUAUAGCACAGUGUGUGUGUGCGCAUGUGCACACAUAGCUUUGAAUGUUUGUUCUUUUUACAAAGUCCUUCCAACUCUUAAAAGUACUGUAGUUUGGUAGUGCCUCAAAUGUUGGUAACAUUUUUUUUUUAAUUUACAACUUUUCCAGAAUUUGUUUUUGUACUUCAAAGUUUCUCAAUUAGAUUAUUUCUAGUUGAGCUGUAAUUUGAAUGCAUUGUUCUCAGGGCUGUUUGUGCUAAGAGCUAAGAAGUUUCAUUAUUUUAAAGCUAACUGCCUGAAAGUGUAUUGCAAAAUUUUACCAAAUUGUAGUACAGUGAUACAUAUAAAUAAAAAAUGCUUAAUAUCAACAUCCUUAAAGCAUAUGCUAAGUAUUCAAGAAAAAAAUGGGAAUGUUGGUAACAUCUGUACUGGAAUCUUGCCAUAUUUUUUUCAUUUUAGAAUAGAAUUUGGUACUCUUAUCUUAGAACCCUAUCCUUAAUGAUAUAUCUGAAGCAUUCCUUUGCAUGGACCCCAAAGAUAGUUUCAGAGCCAGACAUUGAUGUAGUGAUUCUCAAACAUAUUUAGGGACAACGGAUCGAAAAUUCAUAAAGCUCUUUUUGGGUUCAUUAAAAUGUUUACAUUCUGAAUUCUGUAAUACGAACUAGGAACAAAUUUGCUAUGAGAAAAUAUGGUUCUUGAGCAGUAGAGCAAACCAUAAACAUAUGUCCAUAAACAGUGUAUUAUACUGAACUGAUCAACAGUUUAAAAUUUUCUAAUACCAUUUAGGCAUAUUUCAUAGUUUUCAAGCCUUUUUUUUCUCGUAGCAUUCAGACAAGUAAUAGGCAACCAAAGCUUAAGAAAAAUUUAUUGUGGAAAACCUUAAAAUUGAGAAAAUUCAAUCUAUCAACUUUAUUAAAUUGUUUCUCCCUGAAUUGGGUAUGUGGCAUCAUUAUUUGAUUUUAGCAGGGAACAUAGCUUACGGAACACAGAUGUUCUAUGGGAACAUGGCUUGAAGUCACUAUAUAAUUUAAUGUUUUUCCAUUACAUAAACAUCUGAACAUCAACUUAACUACCAAGUGAGGUCAAGUGCCUGAAAAGUGCUGUAUCCAUCUAAUUAGCACGUUCUUCUCUGAAAGACGCAUCUUCUAGCAGUGCACAUCAGACUUCUCACCUGCUAGAAACAGACUUGUUGCCAAACUUUAGCAUCCACCACUAUUCUUCUCUCCUUAGAUCAGGUUGGAAUCUAUUUUACAAUUGAAAGAGAGGUUCUUUUAUUUCUAUAAAGUCCCUAAAACUAUUUCUUGGUAUUGGGAGACUUAAGUUUAUCUUAGUUCAAGAUUGCACUUUUUAAAAACUCUGGACACCAAUCUAUUUUCAGUGAUGACUGUACAUCUUGUCAUAAGUCAUAGUUGUGAUCCUUCUUGAGAGAAAUUCUUUAUUGUGCUUAAUAUGUACUAUAAAUAAGCACUCUUGUGCUUGUUACAAAGUAUGAUGCAAAUUACUAGUUCUAUACUAGUAUAAUGAAAAUGACUAGUUCUAUAUUGUUCUGUACUUUUGUCCUCCUCUCCAAAAACGAAAUAGUUGAAAUGGUAUUGUCUUAUCCAGUGGCACUUUAGUAGUAAUACAUUUUAUUUGUCUUAGGUAUAGGAGAACUCUUGCUUUUACCUGCAGAUACUCAUGUUUUAGCUAAAACUUUAAAAUUGUAAGAUAUGUAGUAUGGGUAUCAUAAUUGUGCAUUUUACAUUUCAAAAAUGGGUAAAAUUCAAACGUUAUAUAUUUGUUGAUUUCAUCAGUUAUAUUAAAUAAAAAUAAAGUUAAUUUAACAGCUUGCA